Polistes canadensis is the source of this 1007-nucleotide messenger RNA. Its product is annotated as UBA-like domain-containing protein 2. The record is from RefSeq and is a predicted model, not a curated record. The coding region runs from base 74 to 499 and encodes 141 amino acids. Gene Ontology annotation, molecular function: protein binding. The transcript is spliced from 4 exons. Lineage: Eukaryota; Metazoa; Arthropoda; Insecta; Hymenoptera; Vespidae.
GAGAUUAGAAAAAGAGGUGAUAAGAGAAGGAGGAAGGGGUGAAAGAGGAAGAAAAAUAAAUAAAGGAAGAAAGAUGGACCCUCUUCGCGAGCAAGUGAUGAUCAAUCAAUUCGUAUUGGCUGCCGGUUGUGCCAGGGAACAAGCAAGACAGUUCUUGCAGGCUACUCAUUGGCAAUUCGAGAUGGCACUCAGUCUCUUCUUCCAAGAAGUAGCAAUACCUUCUUGUGCUCAGAGUGCUGGUACUCCAUUUGGUCAAAUCACACCUUGUAAUACACCAGCAACACCACCGAAUUUCCCGGAAGCGUUGGCCGCAUUUUCCAAAAUGUCGGCUGGUGAGAAAACACCCACAGGCAUGUCUCCGAGCCAAAACGGGUUGCAACAAAGUUCAACGGCGACAGUGGCGCAGCACCAUGGGGUCCGGUGUAGCAUCUCCGGUAAUACACAACAACAAGUUGUACCGAGUCAACAACAAUUUGGUUUCGGUGAAUUACAAAGAUAAGGAGAGAAGAAGAAAUAAUAAAAGAGGAAGAAGAAGAAGAAGAAGAAGAUGUGAGCUGAUAAUAGAAAAAGAAGAAGGAGGAGGAGGAGGAGGAGGAGGAGGAUACGUCUUAUCACGCGUUUGUACGAACAUGUCCAGAAGAAAGAAGAAAAAGAUGAUGAUGAUGAUGAUGAUGAUGAUGAUGAUGAUGAUAAAAAAGAUGAUAAAGGUGACAGGAAUUGUACGAGAUGGUAGUAGUAAAUGCUUGAUCCUCGAGAUAUGAUGUGUGUUUCUUCAUAAAAAAGCAAGGCAAAAAUAUCAACUAAAAAGAAAUAAUAAUAUUGUAUUACUUUGGGUUCUCUCCUACGGCUAGUGUAACAUUACAUUGAAACAAUUAUGAUAUAGUAACAGCAACAUAGUAAUUAUUACCCUCCGCGCAUGACUUUUCAUUUAGCGGAAUAUUCAUGACUCUAAUGAUAUAAUGUGUAGGAGAGAAUUCGAACGAAACCGAAUAAAAUCGAACGCGCAA